Suillus fuscotomentosus is the source of this 1128-nucleotide messenger RNA. RefSeq names its product farnesyl-pyrophosphate synthetase. Gene Ontology annotation, molecular function: dimethylallyltranstransferase activity; (2E,6E)-farnesyl diphosphate synthase activity. The record is from RefSeq and is a predicted model, not a curated record. Gene Ontology annotation, biological process: trans, trans-farnesyl diphosphate biosynthetic process. The transcript has 4 exons. Lineage: Eukaryota; Fungi; Basidiomycota; Agaricomycetes; Boletales; Suillaceae. Bases 1 to 1128 code for a protein of 375 amino acids. Gene Ontology annotation, cellular component: cytoplasm.
AUGUCGCAUGCAGACACGCGGAACAAGUUUCUCGCAGUCUUUGAGGGCAUCCGGGAAGAACUGAUUGCGCAUAUGAAGUCCGAGAAUAUGCCUGAAGAUGCCAUUGCGUGGUUCAAUGAGAACUUAAUCUACAAUGUCCCUGGAGGUAAACUCAAUCGUGGCAUAUCCGUCGUUGACAGCGUCACAAUUCUCUUAAACCGCCUUCCAACCGACGACGAGUACUUCAAAGCCGCCCUCCUCGGAUGGUGUAUCGAACUUCUUCAAGCAUUCUUCCUCGUUUCCGAUGACAUCAUGGACCGUUCCAUUUCGCGCCGUGGCCAGCCGUGCUGGUACCGCGUCUCUGAUGUCAAAGGGCUUGGAAAGGUACACAAUAUUGCUAUCAACGACUCAUGCAUGCUUGAGGGCGCUAUCUACCACAUCCUCAAGAACCACUUCAGACGUGAGACCUAUUACGUUGAUUUAUUGGAGUUGUUCCAGGAGGUAACUUACAAGACCGAGAUGGGUCAACUCGUUGACCAAAUCACUGCCCCCGAGGACAACCUCAACAUAGACAAAUAUACCCUCUCAAAACAUACUUUCAUUGUGCAAUACAAAACAGCCUACUACUCUUUCUACCUGAGUGUUGCGCUUGCCAUGCGCAUGUGUGGUGUCCCGGACGCAUACGAGCUCAACGGAAAGACCGUCGAGCCAUACAAAGAAGCCGACCGGAUUCUCAUUCCCAUGGGCGAGUUCUUCCAGGUUCAAGACGACUACCUGGACUACCACGGCACUGAGGCGCAGAUCGGGAAGAUUGGUACGGACAUCAUUGACGGCAAGUGCUCCUGGUGCGUAUGUACGGCACUCACGCACGGCACCGACAUGCAAAAACAAUUCAUGUUCGAGAACUACGGCAAGAAGGGUCCAGAACAGACUACGAGGGAGCAAGCUGUGAAAGACAUGUACAAUGACGAGGAGGGGUUGAACAUUCCCAAGCGCUAUGAAGAGUAUUCGAAGAAUGCAAUAGCGGAGAUUAAUGCGAUGAUAGAGCUGCUACCAGAGCCUGGUGCGCAGGACGAGUUGAGGGAUGAUAGGUUAAGGCAGGACGUGUUCCGGGCUUUCCUAAGCAAGAUUACUGAUCGUACGGCGUAG